AUGUCGGUCCGCCGCGAAGUGGUCUCGCUCUCCCAGCUGCUGCGUCGCAGCGAUUCCUCUGUCGGUCGACAGCACCGACAAACAGCUCACGGCCCGCCGCCGCCGCCGCCAUUGGCCUUACAAACCUCAAGACAAAGACUAACCAAGCCACGACUGGCGGAUCAAGGUCCAAAGAUCGGAGACAGUCGACCACCAAUCAUCAGCUCCGCGCCGUUCACAGACAAGCCACGGAGCUUCACUCAGAAGCGUGCGCGAUGCCGCGUCCGCUUCUCAGCCAGAGAGUCUCCGCUCAAGCUCGGUGUUUGCACCCAUGUCUCAAGAAGGUGA
Molecule: messenger RNA, 327 nt
Organism: Peronospora matthiolae
Lineage: Eukaryota; Oomycota; Peronosporomycetes; Peronosporales; Peronosporaceae
Source: the annotation of a GenBank genome assembly